This is a messenger RNA of Gadus chalcogrammus (walleye pollock), 7955 nucleotides long. RefSeq names its product zinc finger and BTB domain containing 40 (gene zbtb40). NCBI's taxonomy places the organism in Eukaryota, Metazoa, Chordata, Actinopteri, Gadiformes, Gadidae. The record is from RefSeq and is a predicted model, not a curated record. The coding region runs from base 347 to 3451 and encodes 1034 amino acids. Gene Ontology annotation, molecular function: RNA polymerase II cis-regulatory region sequence-specific DNA binding; DNA-binding transcription factor activity, RNA polymerase II-specific; protein binding. The transcript has 12 exons. Gene Ontology annotation, biological process: regulation of transcription by RNA polymerase II. Gene Ontology annotation, cellular component: nucleus.
GUAAAAUGGAGUGGGGACACAUUUUAUGGACGCGGUCAUGUGUUAAACGUUCGUUUAUUCUCCUAAAGUAGUUAAUAUUAUUCAAGCGGUAUCCGACCUCCUCCCCGGUAGCUACAGAAGCUAACUCAAAAUGCAACCUUCCCCACAGUGGGGUUAGACAAGUUAAAACAAACUGGUUUGCACUAGACCAUUCAACCAAAGGGGUUUCACUGCAGCAUACGACGAGCAAUAGCUGUACUGGUUGCCAUCUACUCGUCGCAUUUCUCCCAAGAGUAAUAAACUAGUCAUCAACCAGCCGACCAUGAUAAAGCUCCCUUUGUACCUCACCAACAACACCAGUUGAGGCAUGGACCUGACGAAUUACAGCAGGCAGCUCAUGCAGCAGCUGUGGGCCCUGAGGACGGAGGGCAAGUUCUGUGACUGUACCAUAUUAGUGGGCGACACGCCUCACACCGCGCACAAGCUGGUCCUGGGAGCCACCAGUAUGCUCUUCAGAUCUCUGCUGGAAGGCUCUGACACCAUCUCUAUCGACACGGCGGUGGUGUCGUCGCAGGAAUUCGCCUGCCUGCUUGACCUGGCUUACACGGGCAAACUGCCCACUGGAAAGCACAACGUCAGCCGCGUCAUCGCCUCGGCAGACAGCUUGCAGAUGUACGAUGUGGCCGUGCGCUGCAAGAACAUCCUCAGUAGGCUGGUCGGGGCCCAGCCCAGGCCUGCUGCAGCUGCUGCUGCUGUCACCACCACCCAGACAGAGGCUCAGACCCAGAACCAGGCUGAACCUCAGACCCAGACUGAACCUCAGAACCAGAACCUGGCUGAACCUCAGAACCAGAACCAGGCUGAACCUCAGACCCAGACUGAACCUCAGAACCAGAACCAGGCUGAACGUCAGAACCAGAACCUGGCUGAACCUCAGAACCAGAACCUGGCUGAACCUCAGAACCAGAACCAGGCUGAACCUCAGACCCGGAACCAGGCUGAACCUCAGACCCAGACUGAGCCUCAGACCCAGAACCAGGCUGAACCUCAGACCCAGACUGAGCCUCAGCAAGAGGUCCAGGCUGAACCUCAGACCCAGACUGAACCUCAGGUCCAGAUCCAGGCUGAGCCUCAGACCCAGGCCCAGGCUGAACCUCAGGUCCAGACUGAACCUCAGGUCCAGAUCCAGGCUGAGCCUCAGACCCAGGCCCAGGCUGAGGUCCAGGUCCAGGUCCAGGCCGAGAGGGGAAUGCCACCCGCAGCACACAGAGCAUCUCCAGCUGGAGACCAGGUGCAGGAGGAGGCUGUGAAAGCCAGGCUGGAGGGCAGAGAGGAAGUAGAGGAGUCUCCUGGCCAUAGGAGGCUUGCUGGGUCAAAGAGGCCGGGAAGUGUGGAAGCGCCAAGCCCUAAGAUCCCUCGUAUGGAAGUCCUGGGGUCCAACGACCGGGACGUCUGCGUGCCCCGGCCGCUCCUCCGUCAGCUGAAGGAGUCGUCAGAGGUGGUGCCUCCUCCCUGGACGGCCGGCGCUCUGCUGGAGCGCUCCGGGGAGCUGCUGGAGCUGCUGGGGGGUGUGGCCUCCCUCGCAGAGCUCCUCCCCCGGGCGGCGGCCAGCUGCCUGGAGGAUCAGGAGAGAGAGGUGGUGCUGGGGUGCUGCUCGGGGGGGGCCACGCCCACCGCCGCCGCCCUGCUGGUGGCCCGGCUGAGGGAGGGGCUGAUGAGCGAGGCCGGGACGCUGGCGCUGCUCGCCGCCCUUCAAGAGGAGUCUCCGGCCCCAUGGGGGGCCGGCCUGCUGGCCCUUCUGGAGGAGGUGGAGCCCGCCGCAGGGUCCACCACUGAAGACCAGGACCAGGAGGCAGGAAGCGAUAGCACCAACGAAGAGGUAGACAAAGAGGCAGACUAUGAAGAAGAGGAAGACGAGGACGGUAGCGUUAAGGAGGAGGUGAAGUGUGAGGCCGCCGCCUCAGGGCCGGACCCUGAUGGCCCCGCCCCGCCACAGCCCUACUCCUGCCGCUGGUGCAAGAAGGGGUUUGCCUUCAAGUGCCGGCUCCGGGCUCACCUCAAGUGCUGCGCCCUGUCGCAGGAGCCCAAGCACCAGUGCCCCCAGUGCCCCCAGCGGCUGCCCACCGUGCGGGCCCUGCAGCGCCACCGCGGAGAAGCCCACCCCAACGCCCCGCAGGCCAAGAAGAAGGUGGCCUGUGACCUGUGCGGCCGCACCUUCGCCCACCCCUCUGGCAUGAUCUACCACAAGCGCACGGAGCACUUUGAAGAGAAGCCUUUUGCGUGUGACGAGUGUGGGACCAAGUUUGCUGCCAACUCGUCCCUGAAGAACCACAUGCGGCUGCACACGGGCGAGAAGCCCUAUCACUGCAGGCACUGCGACAUGAGCUUCAGCGUGGCCGCCGCCCUGGCCUACCACACCAAGAAGAAGCACUCCGAGGGCAAGAUGUAUGCUUGCCAGUACUGCGAGGCCCUGUUCGCCCAGUCCAUCGAGCUGACCCGUCAUGUGCGCACACACACGGGUGACCGGCCCUAUGUGUGUCGCGAGUGUGGCAAAGGUUACAGCCAGGCGAGCGGGCUUACCGUCCACCUCCAGACCUACCACAACAUCCUGGAGCCCCACGACUGCCAGAAGUGCCGUCUGAGCUUCUCGUCAGUGGAGGAGCACAGGAAGCACCUCCAGGACAGCCACCCGCGUGAUUUCCACAAGUGCCCCGUCUGCCACAAGGUGUUCCACAGCGCCGCCCUGCUGGAGAAACACAAGGCCAUGCACUCCGGGAUGAAGCCCUACAGCUGCGACCUCUGCCAGAAGUCCUACCAGCAACUGUCGGGCCUGUGGUACCACAACAGGACCAACCACCCGGAGGUGUACGCCAGCCAGACCAGCAAGUCCCUCAAGUGCCUGGUUCAGUGCGACAUCUGCUUCAAGUUCUUCCCCAACGCCAGCAGCCUGAGCAGCCACCAGGCGCUGGAGCACGCUGCAGACUCUGAGGGGGCGGCGGCGGUGCGCUGUCCCUACUGCCCCGCCCUGCUUGGGGGCGAGGAGGGGCUCCAGGAGCACUGCACCAGCCAGCACUUCAGCCCCGGGGGCACGGCCUUCAGCUGCUCCCUGUGCCCGCUGCUCUGCCCCAGCCAGCAACAGCUGCAGGACCACUACCUGGCCUGCCACGUGGAGGCGCUGGUGGAGCAGGCAGGCCGAGGGGCCACCGUUGGAGGAGGAGGAGAGGAGGAGGUAGCAGAGGAAGAGGAGGAGGCCUUUAUCUCGGACAGCACGCAGGAGAUCCCGACAGAGCCUCUUCUGGACGGAGCGGAGUCGGUUCUCUCCCUGGACCCAUCGCAGCUGGCCGGCUCUCAGCAGGUGUUCGUGGCCCUGGGAGGCGGGGCCGUGGCAGAGCUGUCAGCAGACAUGGUGGCCGUCAACAUGGACGACCUGCUCAACGGCACUGUCACCUUCAUCUGUGAAGACAAACCGUGAGGUCGGCCACUCAGGACCCACCCCUUAAGAUUACUGCGCCUCCACCUCUCAGGACCCUGAGGGGUGCAGGGAUGACAGGUCAAAGGUGGGCUGGUGUGACCUAACACCCAAGUCGCAGCUCAGGGAUGGCAGCAAACAGGUCCCAGAAAUGGAAACCGCAUUCCGGGCCUAGACCAGAAUCUGUAUUUCUCUUUCUUACCAGAAACUGUGCUGUUAAUUUAAUUGGUGGCCAUUGAGGUUGAUACGUUUAGAUUGUUUCUACCAAAUUAAAAGGAAUUCAAGUUAAAAGAAUAACUCUGGGGAUACCAUGUUCAGCAAAGAAUGAAGAUAGGUCAUUUCUGUCCUGGAGAGAAUGCAUGUAAAAAGAGUAUAAAGUGGGUCAGAUCACAUUAUGCAAAUGACACAAUUGUGUGAUGUGGAUAUUGAACACCUGCUCUGCUGGUAACAUCAUCCGUCUGUACCAGACAAUGAACUGCAGUGAUCAACCACCCUGUGUCUGGGUGUCGGAGGAGCCCAGUGUCGCCCCCUAGAGGGCGUGGGGCAACAUAACCACCUGCAGGCCAAGGUCACCACCUCAGGUUCUGACCAAAAGGGUGGAAUGGGCCUCUACAGAAGAAUGGGUGUGAGCCAGGAAGAAAGCUGCUGUCUCCUUUAUUUCUCGACAUUUAUCAAAACCUCCAUAGCGAAAUACAAGCAAAUAAAAUUACUCGACCAAGCAUGACCAACACCACGAAACAUCUAGAAGAUUAUAUCUUGAGUGUCUGUGAAUCAUGCUGAAAAUGAUAAGAGAGUCCAACAAAAUAAAAUACUGUUCUUAAUAAUAUACUAUUUUUAGCAAUCUGGUUAAAAUAUGUUAAUUAGGAACAUUAGAAAUUACUUCUGUAAAGUCAUGCAGCUUAACAUCAGCUCAUUCACCUUGUGGAUGAGAGUGAUCCACCCUCUACUGUAAGGUUACAUACAAGUACCAUAAAGUGUACAGACCAUACCGGGUUGGGGCUAUUACUGGAAGAGUGCUACUGUAAGGUUACAUAAAAGUACCUAAAAGGUUACAGUUUAAACCGGAUAAGGCACCUGGUUAUAUAUGGUAAUAUACAAUUUACAUUGAAAGACCAAGAUGUGCACAAAAUUGGUUAAAAUUGCGAAGGUUUGAAGUUAGGGUGGAUUUAUAGCGCAGAUAACAUUAUCAUACUCAAUCGCUCCUAGAGGGAGAAUGAAACUUAGUAGCAACAACAAAAGGACAUCUUAACAAACUUUUUGUAGACCAAUCAAAUGUAUUAUUACUUGAUACAUUUCGGUGGAUAUGAUCUGUUUGCAUCAUGUCAUUAGGUCUGAACAAGUCUUGCUCAAGGAGAAGUCUCGCACUGAAACGUUGAUGCGGGACAUUCCCCUAAGACAAUCUCCUUCAACCAUUGGUCAGCCAGUCAGGGGCGAAAACAAGUAGGCUACUUUAGGAGGAAGUACGAUGGCGUUAGGCCAUUGCCCCAAAGAUAUCCAUUAAUUACGGCUGCAGCGUUCUCGCUAGUUUGUGACCAAUAAAAAAGAUUGGCUUGUAUUAGUCCCGUAGACACAACAUGGUGGGAAAAUAAAGUCCAGGUUUAAGAACCCUGAAGUUCUCCUUUAAGCCCAGAAGGUUGAAGCUUCAACCCAGGUUUGGUAUUGAUCAGUCAAUUAGGAUUUAAAGGAUUUCGACUUUAAAGGUUUUUCAAAAAAUGUAAGAUAGUGCUGUAAUCCAAUUGGAUGGUACGUGCAUUUGCAAGUCGUAAAUUCCAAAUCAGUGUUAUUGUUGGCUAGCCUCUUUAGCAAACCAGCUCAAAAACAAACAACACAACUUUACCCUGUAUUGCACGCACAGCAAAACCGUGCAAUGCAUAAAUGAGUGACCGGCAUGAGUUGAUUUAAAUGAUAUGCUAUUAUUUGCACUUAACAACUGUAGCGCAAAUUACAUUUUAUAGUGGAUUUGAUUUAUUUGUAAUCUGUAAAAAUAUUGCUUGCUCACUAAGUAGUAUAUACUGUAUAUCUACAGCAGCCAUGAUGUCGGAAUAUUAGCCUACCUGUGGGAGGGAGGGGUCCGAUUCAUGGGAGUCGCGGAAUUUGGCUAGCGCCAGAAUGGUGCUGCCACCAUGUGGUGAAACGAGAAAUUGCGACGGUGGCGGGCUGGCGGGCCAUUAAUAAUACAUUUUCGUAAGUGGGCCAUAUAAAAUAUAACCCCGUGCCGAGAUUGAACGGCGGGCCGGACUUUGCACAUGCCUGCUGUAGGCUGAGGUUAUGCUCAGUGGUGACCAGUUGGAAGAGCCAGCAACUACAGAAGCUGUAGGAAGUUCAGAUAAAGAUAAAAGAGCUUUGGCAAACGAAACUCCCAUUAAGUGACUUCCAAAAAGAGAAACUAAGUUGCCCAGUUAUCUUCCAGUUAAACUAAGAAAAAGAGACUCAUUAAUAAGGUGGUCUAAAUAUUGACACCUAAUAAAAAUAAAUAAAAUAUCUUCUUGAAUCUGCUUAAGGAGGGAGGGAUGUGAUAACGUGCGAAGUGUAAGUAAAACGUUAAACAGUUGGUCCACUUGGUGGCAGCACCCCUCUUGUUACGGUUGAGUUCACCUAUAGACAAGCACAGAACAAGUUCAGUUAGUGAUGUGCCGAUGGAUUUCAUGAUUAUUUAACUUGAUUCAGUUCGCGUCUGUGAGUUCGCCAAGAAGAAUCGUUCAGAAUCGUUCUUUCGUUCGUUCAGCCGCGUUUUCGGUAGCGGUGAAUCGAAUCAUGGAAUGCACGGUUCUCAGCUGAAUCAGUCAGACAGAUUGAUGACGAGACAAUCAAAUAUCUUAGUAAUCUGGCAUGACACAGAAAAUACAAAGACAGCAUGCAAUUACCAUUUCACUGAUAUUUAAUCGUAUCAUCGCACUCGCGCUCACUAAGUCUCUUCCUUCUUCCCCACUCAAAGUCUGUUAACGAACAGCGAGUCAGCGAGUCAGCAAUUAGUGGGUCUGGGAGGAGUCGAGUCUGAGAACGAACGAGAGAAGAAUCAGGUCGGUUUGCUCGUUAAAGAUUUGUUCAUUCGAACUGAUUUGGUCGCAAACGACCCGUCACUAGUGCCCCUGUCUGGAUUUUUUUAAGUCAUGCUUCACACUGUUCGCCCAGAACAAAAUAAAGCUCCUUCAAUGUGAAAUAAGAAGCCUCCCGUGUCACUACAGGGAGGGGGGGCUUUGAGGGGGCGCAGCCUUUUUCAGGCGGAGCUUAGGCACCUCUAGCCCCCCUCUACCACCGCUGCUCCCAGGUAUGGCUCACCUACAAAUCACUAAACAGUUUAGGGUCCAAGUAUAACACUGUAUAUUAGCGUUCACUAUGUGAACCCUUCUUUCGACCUUUAAGUUUAACUGGGGCCAGUCAGCUCAUUGUUCCCAGAGUGAAACAAAACCUGGAAGAGAAGGAUUAAGCUCCUAUGCAACACAGGGCUGCAAUAACUUCAUGAAGGUCUGAGACUUGGUCCAACCCUGACUACAGGGACAGAUGUAACAGGGAGGUCAUAACGCACAGAUCGAUUGUGUUAAUCUGCAAAUAAUGUCUUAACAAUAACCCGUAAAUUGUGUUAUUUGUACAGAAGUAUCAAAAAGUAAAUUCAUAGCCAAAGUAAACAGAUCCUCAAGUUAUAGCAUUUAGAUCAAUUCACGGCAUGCAUUCUACACUUCUACACUGUAUGCCCCUGCAGCUCAUGCAUGGUACUGCAGUCUUUUUUCCUGUCUCCCUUUCUAGAACAGCUUAUAUCUGAUCGACCUGUAGGGAACGUUUGGCUGGUUGCACCUGUGCCCACUCCGUCACCCUGCCCACUUUAAUGAGAUGUUUCACAGCUCUACUAUAAAUCCUUUACCAAAGGUGGGAACACCCAGCAACCAAGUAACUUGGAACACCUAAUAAACACUUAUUGCUAGUGAUCACACUCUGCGCCAACUAUGAGGAUGGGAAGUGACCCGAUAUUUGGUGCAACAACAAAAUAAGGGAAAACAGCAGAAUAACAUUCAAAAAGCGUUUAUUUCAUAGGUAGAAUAAAAAGGGCUCAGCAGUUCUACACAAGGCAGACCACUCAUUAACCCGUCUUGAAUAAAUAAAUCCUUCUGUAAAUCCUUCUGACCUGAAGGGUUUGUCCUGAUAAGCAUAUAUUAAGAAAGGUUUUAUACACUAAUUGGUCUUCCAAAUCAUCUGAUCCCAUCAAUUCAGUCUUCCAUUGUUGGGGAACUUCAAAUUCUCCUUCACUUGAUGUCAUAACACUGGACGAGGCUUUUCCACCAGACAUCAACUUCUUUAGAAGUUUGCCAUUUUAAAUGCAAAUCAAGGUUUGAAUUAAUAUGUCACGGAUUGAUUAACUAUUCGAUUAAUUAUAAAAGCUAGUAAAACCAAAAGGAAGAUUAACCACCUCUCCAUUGAACAAAAUCAUGUACAGCAGGGCAAACAAACUAGUGUUAUGAGGUAGAGAGCAAAAAUAAUAAUACAAUUUAUGCUGGCUAGGAUCAAUCAUAAU